Mycotypha africana is the source of this 3666-nucleotide messenger RNA. RefSeq lists its product as uncharacterized. NCBI's taxonomy places the organism in Eukaryota, Fungi, Mucoromycota, Mucoromycetes, Mucorales, Mycotyphaceae. Gene Ontology annotation, cellular component: nucleus. The record is from RefSeq and is a predicted model, not a curated record. Gene Ontology annotation, biological process: nucleotide-excision repair. The coding region runs from base 1 to 3666 and encodes 1221 amino acids. The transcript is spliced from 6 exons. Gene Ontology annotation, molecular function: single-stranded DNA binding; DNA endonuclease activity.
AUGGGUGUUCAGGGACUGUGGUCGCUUGUAGGCCCUGCCGCUCGUCCAACACCGUUAGAAUCGUUAAGAAGAAAGAAAUUAGCAGUAGAUGCAUCAAUUUGGAUUCACCAGUUCAUGCGUACCAUGCGUGAUAAGGAAGGCAAUGCUUUGCGAAAUGGCCACCUACUAGGUUUUUUUCGACGUUUAUGUAAAUUACUGUUUUUCGACAUUAAACCCGUAUUUGUGUUUGAUGGAGGAGCACCAUUCUUAAAAAGAAGCACCAUUAAAGAAAGAAGGAAAAGGAGAGAAGGGUUGAAAGCCAAUUUGAAAGUAACUGCUAGGAAGAUUUUUAAUGCUCAAGUAAGGUCCAGAAUGCUGUUACAACACGAAAAGAAUUUGCAAAGUACAGAAGAGAAAACUUCUCAUGACACUACAGAAGAGGAAAACUAUGUCUACGUAGAAGAAUUAGAGCAAAAGGCAGCUGUCGAAACCUUACGUAGCAAACGCAAAGUAGAUCAAUAUGAGUUACCAGAAUUGGAUACUCACCGAGAAACCUAUGCUAAAAUCACCAAAAACAAUACAUUGGACCCGCGAUUAGCAACCAAAGAAGAGAUUCAAGAUUUUGUGAACGACUUUGCACCCUCCAUAAGUGCUAUGGAUAUUGAUAAUGAGGCAUUUGAAGCCUUGCCUCUAGAAGUGCAGUAUGAAGUUAUCCAAGACUUGAAAUGGAAAUCAAGAUCUACAUCCCAUGCUCGUCUUGAAGAUAUGGUGAGGAAAUCAGAAACAGCCCUGGAUUUUUCAAAGCAACAAAUACAAAAUUUGGAGCAUCGCAACAAGAUGACUCAAAGAAUGAUGCAGAUAAGUGGAAUGGCUCACUUGGUAGAGCCGACGAGAGUAGCAAGUGAAAGAGGAAGACAGUAUAUUUUGUACAAGAAUGAAAAUAUUCAAGAGGGGUUAGGAUGGAAGUUGCCUGGCUUAGAUGCAUUAACACCUGUAGAAUUGGAUUCCACAACUGACGCAGAGGAAGAGAAUGAUUUGGAAAAGGCAGAAGAAUUUGAAAAUAUUCAUAAUGGGUCUGCUGUUUCCGAACGUCGUGAACCAAAGCUAUUUAUACCAGCUGCUUCCGAGUUCAGUACCUCCAAUACUGAGAAUAUACCCCAACAAGAUAAAGUAGCAGCAGCUUUAAGUACGAAACCAGAACUUGCAGCCCUUUUAAACGGGAUAUUGACCUCUGAUGAGGACGAAAGAGAAGAAACAGAAAGUAGCAGCAGUGAUGAAGAACCAUUAUUUAUAUCUGAAGCUAAUGAUAAUGCAUCGGAUAAGUUGCCUGCUUCUAUGUUUCAACCUCAACAGCAGCAAACGAAUGAUGAUACAAUCAACGAUAUGGAAAUGUAUAUGAGGGAUCAUAAUGAUGCAGUGAAGAAGCAAGUUCUUACACGUAUGUACAGCGGUGAACAGAAUGAUCUACUUUUAGGGAAUCGGCAAUCACAAUAUAGUCGGGCACAGCCAAUAACAACAUUAGACAUUAAUGAAGAGCAAAGUUAUGCUGAUGCAUUUGCUUCUUUAACAGCUCAACAAUUAUAUGAACUAUGGUUAGCUAGAGCGCCUGACUCUUUUAUUUAUUUAAAUUCCAUGAAUGAUGCAUAUAAAUCAAUUUUAAGGUCGAUUAUUGAAGAAGAGAGUAUCACAGAGUUGGAAGCGAAACUCAAAUCAGUCCGCAGACAACGCAGUAAAACAAAUGCUGAUCAUGAUAUGACAUUGGAGGCAUUGAAAUUUGAAGCGUAUUUUAUUGAGGAUGUCAUUGCGUGGCGAAACAUGCAAAACGGGAAAAUGGCAGCAGCACCCAUUUCAAUCAGUAGCACAGACGAUGAAAAUGAUCAUUUUGAGGACAUUACUAUCGAGCAGCAACAACAAGGAAAUGCAGCUUCAGUAUCAUCACAUCCAAGUGUGGCAGAAAGCGUAAGUUCUGUCGUGCUUGCGGAUCAAAAUAAAGUCGGGGACAAGAAAGAUCUGACAUCUGCAAAUAAUACAAAUCAGAUCGAAUCCACAGUAACCAUGUUUAAUACAGAACCGCCGGACGAUUUGAUGGCUAUCUCAGAUGAUAUGAUUAUUACAGAUGAUGAAGAAGAGGAAAAUAUCCAAUUUAGUGAAGUACCUGUUGCAAAGAAGACGUCAUAUAUUACCAACGAUGUCAAUGAUACCAAAAACAAAAGUACCUUUCCAUGUGCUGAACAAGAUAGCCAAAUGCAACAUGUACAAAUUGAUAUCAAACAAUCAACCUUAUUUAAGAGAGAUACUGAGCUUACAUAUACCCAGCAUUUACAGCCUACAGAAAAGCAAGAUGAAGUACUCAAUUUACCUAAACAAACGACUAUCAAAACUGUUGAAUCAGUCUAUUCCACCAAGGGAGAUGCAAAUGCAGAUAUGCCUACAUCCAAAGUGACAACUUCAGAUAAAGAUACAUCUGCUGCUACAAAUGAAUGCACUACUGCUGAUGAAGACAAUACUUCUCAUAUUGUACAGCCUAAUGAUCCGACACAAAGCGGAUUAUCAAGUAACAAUGAGGAAAAAAUAGAUAUUACUCUCAAAGAGGAGAAAGUAGAAGAUGGAAGGAAAGAGACGACCAACACCACUACUAGUACUACUACUGUGGCUGAAGGUGAUGAAAACGAAAUAGUGUUUGCUGAAGAGCAAGGCUACAACUCGGAAGAAGAAUUAGUGAACACCAUGCAAGGUGAGGAAGCAGAAUAUUUACGUUUCGUUUCUGACAUUGCCACAAAGCAUCUUGAUGAUAUCAAGAAGGAUCUCCAGCGAGAAGUUAAGGAACUUAAUGCUUUACAGCGCAAAACCAUGGGUAAUACUGACGAUAUUACAGAUCAAAUGGUGCAAGACACACAAGAAUUGUUGACCUUAUUUGGCAUUCCUUAUAUAAUUGCACCCAUGGAAGCUGAAGCUCAGUGUGCCAAAUUAGAAGACCUUAACUUGGUGGACGGUACGAUUACAGAUGACUCUGAUGUGUUUUUGUUCGGUGCAAAACGAGUUUAUAAAAACAUGUUUAAUCAACAAAAGUAUGUGGAAUGCUACCUUAGUCAGGAUGUCGAACGAGAAAUGCAGUUAACGCGCAAAAGAUUGAUUCAGUUGGCAUUUUUGUUGGGAAGUGAUUACACAGAAGGUAUACCAGGCGUGGGUCCAGUAGCUGCUAUGGAGAUAUUGAAUGAAUUUGACACGGAUAACAAGGAUGAAGAUGAGAAAGAAGAUGAACCAUUGGAGGAGCCAUUGAUCAGGUUCAAAGAAUGGUACGAAAGUAAUAAGGAUGAAACACCUUUUCAACGAAGAUUUCGCAAGAGGCAUAAUGCGUUGGAUAUUCCCAAUGAUUUCCCAAACUCUGCGGUGACUAAAGCCUAUUAUCAUCCUACCGUUGACGACGCGACAGAUCAGUUCGUAUGGGGCCAGCCGCAACUCGAUUCAUUGAGAGUCUUUUUGAUGGAAUCCUUUAGUUGGUCAGAAGAGAAAACUGAUCAAGUGCUUUUGCCAGUUUUACGCGAAAUGAAUAGUAGAAAGACGACUGGCGAACAAUCAGUGAUAACUGCACAUUUUGGAACAGCUGGUCGUAUCAUUAGCACUUCGAAUACUGCAAAGCAUUCCAGUAAGCGUUUAUCAGUUUCACUAUUUAUUUCGCUCGCUUAA